This is a messenger RNA of Argiope bruennichi, 3948 nucleotides long. RefSeq names its product elongation factor-like GTPase 1. Lineage: Eukaryota; Metazoa; Arthropoda; Arachnida; Araneae; Araneidae. Bases 258 to 3560 code for a protein of 1100 amino acids. The record is from RefSeq and is a predicted model, not a curated record. Gene Ontology annotation, cellular component: ribonucleoprotein complex; cytosol. The transcript has 23 exons. Gene Ontology annotation, biological process: cytosolic ribosome assembly. Gene Ontology annotation, molecular function: GTP binding; GTPase activity; ribosome binding.
CAUGUUCUUUAUUUAUUAAAAUAAAAUGUGCGCUGAGCUCAGUUCAUGAGUUUAUAGUAUUUCUUUUUCAUUUAUUUGCCUAUAGGAAAAAAUUUAUUUCUAUUAAAUUAAAUUAGUAGAUUGUUGGCAUUUUCACUAUCUUGAAAAGAGAGUGUAAAUAUUUAUUUGUUAAAAAAGAGACAAAUAUUUUGGAAAUAAAAUAUUCUAAAUAAAUUUUUUAUAUACAUAGUUUUAUAGUAUUUACUUAGUUUUACAAAAUGAAAGCUGUUACACCAAAAGAGCUUGUAUCUCUCCAAAAGGACCCAAGGCAUAUUCGACAUAUAUGUAUUAUGGCACAUGUUGAUCAUGGUAAAACUACUCUUGCUGAUUCACUUAUAGCAAGCAAUGGAAUAAUUUCUCAAAAAAUGGCUGGAAAGCUUCGUUAUAUGGAUAGUCGAAAAGAUGAACAAGAAAGAGGGAUCACAAUGAAAUCUAGCUCAGUCUCUAUUCAUUAUCAAAAAGAUGAGGAGUGUUAUCUUAUUAAUGUCAUUGAUUCACCUGGUCAUGUUGAUUUUGUGGGUGAGGUUUGCACUGCAGUAAGGCUAUGUGAUGGAGCAAUUAUUUUAGUUGAUGUUGUUGAAGGAAUUUGUCCUCAAACAAAAACUGCUCUGCAACAAGCUUGGAUCGGACAUAUUCGACCUUUACUUGUUUUAAAUAAGAUUGAUAGAUUAAUUUUAGAAUGGAAGCUAACUCCCUUAGAUGCUUAUGCUCGUCUAGUUCAAAUUUUAGAACAAGUAAACGCUAUUAUGGGAGAACUUUUUGCUACAGCUGUUUUGAAGAAAUCAGAAAAUCAGGCAAAUACAAAUGAUGAAUCAAGCAAUUGUGAUAAACAGGAAUUUGAUUGGAGUAAUGGACUAGAUGAUGCUGAUGAUUCUACAGUUUAUUUUUCUCCUGAACAAGGAAAUGUAGUAUUUGCCAGUGCAUUGGAUGGUUGGGGUUUUGGAGUUUCUCAUUUUGCUAAGCUGUUUGCAUCUAAGCUUGGUGCUAAAGAAGAAGUACUUAAAAGAACCCUUUGGGGGGACUUUUAUUUUAAUUCAAAGACAAAACAAAUAUUAAGAGGAGCCCAGGCAAAAGCUAAAAGACCAUUAUUUGUGCAGUUUAUCUUAGAAAAUAUUUGGUCAGUUUAUGACUCAGUCUUAAUACAAAGAGACAAUGUCAUGGUGGAGAAAAUAAUUAAAUCUCUGAAUUUAAAAAUUCCACCUAGAGAUGCUAAUCAUAAAGACCCUAAAGUCAAACUUCAAGCAAUUUUUGCUCAAUGGCUACCAUUGUCUGAUUCAGUUUUAGAAAUGGUAUGUAAUUUUGUUCCAAGUCCUCUUGAGUUGAGUGAAGAGAAGGUAGAAAGUUUAAUGUGUUCUAGCUCUCUAAAAUUUGAUGCAUUGCCCCAGGAAACUCGUAAAUUAAAAUCAGACUUUUUGAAAUGUACGCCUGAUAAAGAUGCCCCUGUAAUUGUCUGCAUUUCCAAAAUGUUUCCGACUGAAAAGAGAAUGUUACCUGAAAAUAGACAAAGACCUUUAACUGCUGAAGAAAUUGCUGAACGAAGAGAAAGGGCUAGACAAAGGCAUGCAGAAAAAAAUAAAAUUGAACAGCCAGCACCCGAGUCUCAAACAGCUGCUGCUGAAAUAUCAGAUUCCGCAAAAGAGGACAUUCAUGAUGAAAACAAUUCUGAAGAUGAUACUGCUUUUAUUGCCUUUGCUCGUGUCUACAGUGGUACAAUUUAUAAAGGUCAGCAGCUAUAUGUGUUAGGACCAAAACAUGAUCCUGCAAAGGCCUUAAAAAUGGAUGCACCUAUUUCAGAAGAAAUAACAGUUCAUGAUCUUCAUCCAGAACAGCACAUAACUUUAGCUACGAUCAAAAGCCUUUAUCUACUUAUGGGCAAAGAAUUGAUAGAGCUUAACGAAGUUCCUGCUGGAAAUGUCAUUGGAAUUGGUGGCUUACAAGAUCAUGUUCUAAAAUCAGCAACUCUCUCCAGCACUAUAGCGUGUCCUAGUUUCAUUGAUUUAUAUUCCUCUACAGUCCCGAUAUUAAGAGUUGCUCUGGAACCAUGUCAUCCUAAGGAAAUGUCAUCACUUGUGAAAGGUUUGCGUCUUUUGAACCAAGCUGAUCCUUGUGUUCAAGUAUUUGUCCAAGAAACUGGAGAACAUGUUCUGGUAUCAUCUGGAGAAGUUCAUUUGCAACGUUGUGUUGAAGAUCUCAAAGAAAGGUUUGCAAAAAUUGAUAUAAAUGUUUCUGCUCCCAUUGUACCAUUUCGUGAAACAAUAAUUCCUCCUCCAAAGAUUGAUAUGGUAAAUGAAGUUAUUGAAGAAAAGAAUCAGCAGAAAAAAAUUUCAAAGGUAGAAGGUGAAAUAUUAGAAGAGAUAGAUAAUGAUGGAUGCAUCUUGGUGAAAACACCUAACAAACUGUCAAGCUUGAAAAUUAGAGCAAAGCCUUUGCCACCAGAGAUCGCCAAACUUUUAGACGAAAGUGCUUCCCUUUUAAAAAUUUUAGAUCUAGUAUUUUAUGCUCGUAAUAGUGGUGAAAGUGAUGACAUUUUAACACCUGAAACUAUUGCUGCAAUUAAGGAACUGAAAAAUAAAUUGCAUGAACACUUUUCUGAAGCAGGCAGUGAGUGGAAUGACGCUGUUGAUCAGAUUUGGUCAUUUGGACCUAGAAGGUGUGGUCCAAAUAUUUUAUUAAAUCGAAUACCAAGUUAUAAACGCCCAUCAGUGUUUACUGACUCUUCAACAGAGUGUGACUCGCCUCAUUUAAAUUAUGAUAGCACUUUUGUUAGUGGAUUUCAACUUGCUACUCUUUGUGGACCUUUAUGUGAUGAGCCUAUGAUGGGUGUUUGCUUUAUUGUUGAAGACUGGACAUUUGAAAAAGAAGCCUUUACUGUUGUAGAUGAUGAAAUUGUAGAUAAGGCUCUGGGAAAGUUGGAUCUAAAUGAUGAUAUAAUAUCCAAGGAUAUUUCAAGACUAUCCAAAGAAUGUGAUACUGAGAGCAUUGGGUCCAGUAUACCCAGUAGCUCUAACAGUACUCCUUUUGGACCUUUUACAGGACAAAUAAUGUCUACAGUUAAAGAUGCUUGCAAAAAGGCAUUCCAGGCUCAACCACAGAGACUGAUGUGUGCUAUGUACAGUUGUAAUAUUCAAGUACCAACAGAUAUGCUUGGUAAAAUGUACGCCGUGCUUGGUCGCCGUAGUGGCCGCGUUUUACAUGCGGACAUGGAGGAAGGUUCUCAGACUUUCCAUGUGAUAGCCGAGCUACCCGUCAUUGAAAGUUUCGAUUUUGCAAAUGAGAUUCGCAAGCAGACCAACGGUUUAGCACUACCACAACUGGUUUUCAGUCACUGGGAGGUUGUGGACGUUGAUCCUUUCUGGUCUCCGCGCACCGAGGAAGAAUACGCGCAUUUCGGUGAAAAGGCAGAUGUCGAAAAUCGAGCUCGAAAGUAUAUGAACAAUGUCCGCAGAAGAAAAGGACUUGCCGUGGACGAGAAGAUCGUGGAGCACGCAGAAAAGCAAAGAACUCUAAUGAGGAAAAAAUAAGCUUCUACAAAUAAAUUUUACUGUUGGCAGCAUGUAUACUUACUGACUGUAUUGUUUUGUAAUUAAACUUCUUUUAAAAUUUCUUUUAGCUUGAUCAAAUCAUGUCGUGCUGCCAUCUGGUGGGUAUUGUAAAGAUUAGAAAAGGUUGUGAUUGAAAAUCUAAAUAUGUAUUUCAUAAAGUUUUUAAAGAAAUAAAACUAAUAGUUUUGUUACUGUGCUUCAAAUUUUAUGAAAAUGAAUAUAUUAUAUUAAUUCUAAUAAUAUAUACAAUAUUUUUGAAGCAACCAUUUUCAUUGUUAGAAAUUCUUGUUUGCAAUAAAAGAAAGACUAGGAGAACAUUUGCUUGGUCUAUACGAUAGUGAUCUACAUAUAAAUUGGACUCAAAUUG